AUGGCUAUAAUCGUCCUCGUCCCAGGCUCUUUUGCUCCAGCGGAUCUCUACACGGAUUUCGUCGAGGUAAUUGCAAAGGCCGGUCUCGAAACGGUCGUCGUUGAUACGCCUUCGGUGGGGCGUCGUGAAGGCAAAGGUCCCGCAACGAUGACAGAUGAUGCGAACGAGAUCUCGAGAGUCGUAUCACCGCUCAUCGAUCAAGGGAAGGAAGUGGUACUCGUCGCCCAUUCAUAUGGCGGGAUACCAACGACGCAGAGUCUCGAGAGAUUGUCGCCGAAAGCACGUGGCGCCCAAGGCAAGAGUGGAGGUGUACUGAAGGUCAUCUACUUGACGGCUGUCGUCUUGCAGGUUGGAAUGUCGAACUUUGAGUUGUUUGGGGGCACCAUGCCUGAUUUCGUCUCGGUGGCUGACGACUACAUGAGUCUCUCGGUCGAAGCCAACGCCCCAUUGACAUUCUCCGACCUUCCCGAAGACAAGGCUCUGAUGUGGGCCAACCGCAUGUCAGUGCAUUCGACACUGAGCUUCAAGGAGAAACUCACCUAUCCCGGCUAUAACGAUGUUCAGGUUCACUAUAUUCUUUGCGAGGAGGAUAAAAUCAUCCCGCCCCAGUUCCAGCAAGCCAUGAUUGAUUUGAUCAAGGCUUCCAGUGGUAAUGAGGUCCAGGUUCAUAGCAUCAACAGCGGUCAUUGUCCCACUCACAGCCAACCUGAUAACCUGGUGAACAUUCUCAAGAAAAUUGUGCAGGGCUGA
Molecule: messenger RNA, 750 nt
Organism: Exophiala bonariae
Lineage: Eukaryota; Fungi; Ascomycota; Eurotiomycetes; Chaetothyriales; Herpotrichiellaceae
Exons: 2
Coding region: 1-750 (249 amino acids)
Source: RefSeq, a predicted model, not a curated record